CUUGAACCAAUCACACUUCGCAUUUUUUCCGGCAUUUCCCGUGUCAGUUGGCAGUGAAGCUCAGUUGAAAUUGUUGUGGUUACUUGAAACGACUCAGGCUGAAACAUGAAGAAGCAGAAUAGUGAGGGCCAGGAGCAGGAGUGCGGUGGAGGGUCACAGCCCAGUUCAGAGGAGGUGCCUGGAGGAAGCGCUGUGGCUCCAGGGACCUCAGGCAGUCCAGACGGAACAGAUGAACAGCAGUCCGUCACCCCACCAGUGGAAGAGCAGGCAAAGAACGGCGAGGUGGAGGUGGAGGUGGCGGUGCCGGCGUCCUCCUGCGACAUGGCGGAGGAGCUGAGUCGGCAGCUGGAGGACAUCCUCAGCACGUACUGCCAGGAGGACAGUGGGGAGGACGGGGCCCUGCCGGAGGCCCCAGAGGCCCCCGAGGCCUGCAACGGUCAGCCCGACAGCCUGGAGCUCAACGGCCUGGCCGACAAAGAGGACAGCAAGCCGGAGCAGCCCAAACUCAACGGGACUGUCGUGGAAAAGGACCAGAAGAAAAUGCAGGACAAGAAGAAGGUCAAGGGAUUAGGAAAGGAGAUCACCCUCUUGAUGCAGACCCUCAAUACUCUGAGCACGCCAGAAGAGAAAUUGGGAGGCCUCUGCAAGAAGUAUGCUGAACUGCUGGAGGAGCACCGUAACUCACAGAAGCAGAUGCGGGCCCUGCAGAAGAAGCAGACGCAGCUCAUCCAGGAGAAGGACCACUUGAGGAACGAGCACAGCAAGGCUAUCCUGGCUCGCAGCAAGCUGGAGAGCCUGUGCAGGGAGCUGCAGAGACACAACCGCACGCUCAAGGAGGACGGGAUGCAGCGUGCCCGGGUCGAGGAGGAGAAGAGAAAGGAAGUGACCUCACACUUCCAGGUGACGCUGAACGACAUCCAGGCACAGAUGGAGCAGCACAACGAGCGCAACGCCAGCCUGCGGCAGGAGAACAUGGAGCUGGCCGACAAGCUCAAGAAGCUCAUCGAGCAGUACGAGCUGCGAGAGGAGCACAUAGAUAAAGUGUUCAAGCACAAGGACCUGCAGCAGCAGCUGGUGGACGCCAAGCUGCACCAAGCCCAGGAGCUGCUGAAGGAGUCUGAGGACCGCCACCAGAGGGAGAAGGACUUUCUCCUGAAAGAGGCAGUGGAGUCCCAGCGCAUGUGUGAGCUGAUGAAGCAGCAGGAAGUCCACCUCAAGCAGCAGUUGUCACUGUAUACAGAAAAGUUUGAGGAGUUCCAGAACACUCUUUCCAAAAGCAACGAGGUGUUCACCACAUUCAAACAGGAGAUGGAGAAGAUGACCAAGAAGAUUAAGAAGCUGGAGAAAGAGACAACAAUGUACCGGUCAAGAUGGGAGAGCAGCAACAAGGCUCUUCUGGAGAUGGCAGAGGAGAAGACGCUGAGGGACGGGGAGCUGGAGAGCCUGCAGGGGAAGGUGCAGAAGCUGGAGAAGCUGUGCCGGGCCCUGCAGACGGAGCGCAACGAGCUCAGCAAGAAGGUGCUGUGCAUGAGCAGUCCGGGCCCCGCGCCGGGCCCUCAGGCCACAGACUCUGACCAGAGCAGCCCCAGAGUCCUCAGCAGCCCCGACCCAGAGACUCUGCCCGCCCACUGCCACUGCGGUCCGGGGGCAGCGGGGGAGGCCUGCGCCCUGCCCGUCCAGGAAUGAGCCCCCAGGCUCCCGCUCGCCCACGGCCCUUUCCCCGUGUUCUGCUGCAGCCACAUUUCACCAGCUUUGUGUUCGGAGGGAGUACACCUUGACAGGAAGCAAGUUUUCCCUUACGAUUGUUCAUUCUGCCUCCCAAACCCCCACUCCCAGUUUCCUUUCUGUAAAGCACACAUUCACGAACAUUCCCUGCUUUCACGUGCCGAGGAAAAUGAACCACUGUUUGCAAACGCGACCACAAAGCGCUUCUGAGUGUGUUGGUGUGUGCGUCCGUGCGCGCUUUUCUUAUAGGGAUCUGUCUUGGCUGACCACCCCUUGAACUGCUGCUGUUGCACCGGAUGGCCAGUUACGGAGGGUGAGCACUGCACGUUACAGCAGCGAAAGCAUGGCUAGUACCUUUGUCAGGGCGUUUUUUUCAUUUGCUGCCUUAACUUGUGUUUGGAAAGCUGCUGUGCAACGGCCUGGCUUCGCAGUUUGUGGGGCGAGCUGUCUGGGUAGUAUAAAGAAACGCUUUGGGGGGGACAGAGUAAUUGAGCAAAGACUCUAAUUCAUUUACAUUACCAUUAAAAACCUGUAAACAUGGCGCUUCAAGAGCAACACAAUUUUUGAAGUUCUCUUCAAGCUCCAAACUUUUCAUUCACAAUAUUUUUGUUAAUCUUUCUUUGCACCUUUUUAUAUGUUGCAGAGUUCACCUACAUCUGUAGUUUAUAUUUAUCUUUUCUAUGACACUGAGUUAUGUCUGUAUCUGCAACACGAACACAACUAUCUUCCUAUUUAUACGUUUGAGAUUUUCUUAAUGAUUUACAUAAAAUGUUGAUUAUUAACUUUUUAAGCUAAUGGCAUAAUUUUCUUGGACCAAUUUUUCAGUUAUAGUUAGUUCACUAUCAUUCCUACAAAAAGGCAGAAAAGUCCAAUACAAAUAGGAAUAAAUGAAGGUAUUUUCUACAAAUGCAUUAUUUUCUUUUUGGUGUUGCUCAAGACAAAAUAAAAAUAAAAGAAUUUUAAAAAAUUAACAUUUAUACAGAGAAGCUACAGUUUUGUCCUUGCAUGAGAAUUCCCUAGAUCAAACAAAUUGAAUAUUAUUAUUUGUAUUUAUUUUUGUAAGAUCUAAGGAAAUUUAGCAUAGAUAUGCAAGGGAACCUUUUUUUAAUUUAUUAAAGUACCCUGAAGUAUAGCGGUGAUCGGUCUUCAAAGUAGUUUUCCAGUGCAGGACAGCAAAUGAAAGUAAGUCAAACCAGGUCUCUCUUCUAUGCAAUUCCAGCCUCUGAACUGUGUAUGUGAUUUUUUUUCAAGUACUUUACAAGGUACUGGUUUCCAUCAGUCACCAGAAAAAGAAUGUAUCUUAUACUUAAUAUGGCAUACUCUCAUUUGCACCUCAUUGCCAAGUUUGCUGUCAGUGACCACAUUUAUCUGAAUAAAUUUUCAAUUUGUAUUUAUCUUGGUCAGUUAAAUGUCCAUGAGGGUAAAUACUCCCCAGUUGGCACCACAAUGACAUGCUCUAGUUGUGAAAUGGAUUUCAAAUCUUAUUCUCAGUGAAGCCCAGAUUGUAAACUGUCUUGUCUUUCUGACACUCCUGAUGUGUGUCCUGUGGAAAAAAUUGAGGCUUGCAAGGAACAUGAACUUGAUGUGUUUGACAGAAUACUACCCUGGAGUGCAUUUUUCCACUUCGGAUGCCAGAUGUGUCUGGUCGUUUAACACUAAUGUCCCCCAAGUCAAAUAAUUAAGGCCUGUGACCUGUGUCUUCCAGAAUUUGGCUCUUUCCUUUAAGUGUAGGCUACACUUUGAAACUGUAACUUCAUUUCAUAGCAAUUCCAGGUGAUUUUAUUCAGAUUCUGCAUUGUCAAUAAAACACGCUUUAAUUAGUCCAUCGCCUUUUACUAUCUUUAUCCUCAUAUUUGUUUCAUACUUACACUUUGUGCUCAUUUAGGAUAACACGAUCUUUAUCAGGUACCAAAGAUUGCAUUGCUAUGUUUUAAGGCGUGUGCUGUACUUCCAUUUUCGUUGUUGUUUUGUCUCUGUACAUCUUUACAAUUAAAACAUGAAUGAAAAAGAA
This is a messenger RNA of Conger conger (European conger), 3736 nucleotides long. It is a transcript of the gene txlna, whose product is annotated as taxilin alpha. NCBI's taxonomy places the organism in Eukaryota, Metazoa, Chordata, Actinopteri, Anguilliformes, Congridae. The coding region runs from base 106 to 1686 and encodes 526 amino acids. Gene Ontology annotation, molecular function: syntaxin binding. The record is from RefSeq and is a predicted model, not a curated record. The transcript has 11 exons.